GCGUGGAUGGCCAAUCAAUUAUCUACAAGAUAUGGUUGAAAAACUUGAUAGUACUUACGGAUCUUGUAUAUCAAAAGUUAUAACAAUUGAUGAUAUACAAUUAAUAGCAGCUUCUUUACGAGAUCGAAAACCUCAAUGUAUAAUUGCAACAGCAUCUACAACAGCAAAAGCUGAUGAGGUUGAAUGUGUAGUUAAAAAUAAUACUGGCUCAACAACUAUUAAAUUUACAAGACCUAAAGUCUUUUAUGAAUACUCACAAGCUAAAGGGGCCGUGGAUAUUAAUAAUCAAGUAUGUUAA
Dentiscutata heterogama is the source of this 298-nucleotide messenger RNA. The record is from the annotation of a GenBank genome assembly. Lineage: Eukaryota; Fungi; Glomeromycota; Glomeromycetes; Diversisporales; Gigasporaceae.